AUGCGAUUUUAUCGACGUUACUGGUCCUUCUUUCGUCAUUCGGCUGCAUCAAAAAGUCCGCCCUCUCAGAAGCGCAAUAUGGGCAUCUCUACUACCGCAUUUUUAUACUCCGUUAUUGUUUCAGUGCCUCCGGUUUCCGCAGGCCCCGAAGAUGUGGAUGACAGGAACCACCAUGUUUCUGGCGGUUCCUGGAAUGGAGGUCCCGACUUUAAAAAAUUGAUGCGGUAUUUCGGCCAAUAUAUCCGAGGAAAAGUUAAUUACCCAGAUACCAAGCCCCCAACAGUGCCUGUUCGAAAGCCCGAGUUCUUGGCCGCCCGGGAAACCUCCAGUCUACGAGCAACAUGGUUGGGUCAUGCCUGCUACUAUGUUGAAUUUCCAAGUGGCCUCCGAGUGCUAUUUGACCCGGUGUUCGAGGAUCGCUGUUCUCCAUUUUCUUGGAUAGGUCCCAAGCGAUACACGGAAAUGCCUUGUGACAUUAAGGACAUUCCCAUCAUUGAUGCGGUGGUCAUCUCCCAUAACCAUUACGACCAUCUGUCUUACCCAACCAUUAAAGAGAUCUCCAAACGACAUCCGAAUUGUCACUUUUUCGCUCCCCUCGGCAACAAGCAAUGGUUUACAAGCUCAGGGAUCCACAACGUGACGGAAUUGGACUGGUGGGAAGAACGCGAUAUUUCCCUUUCCCCGUUGGAGAUGUCAGAAGUGGCACCUGCUGGAGAUCUGGUAUCGAAUUCGGCCGACAUCAAAGCCCGAAUCAGCUGUUUACCUUGCCAGCACACUACUAACAGGGGUUUGUUCGAUCGAUGCAAGACACUAUGGUCGUCAUGGUCUGUUGAGUCUGGCGGACGCAAGGUAUACUUCGCUGGGGAUACGGGUUACAGAUCAGUACCAGAGCUUCCUGAUGGUGUCGAUGACUAUGCCCCAGAGCACAACUUUCCAUCAUGUCCCGCCUUCAAAGAAGUAGGCAAGUUCCGGGGUCCUUUUGAUCUGGGACUGAUCCCGAUUGGAGCCUAUAAACCUCGGUGGUUCAUGAGCCCCAUGCACGCCAGUCCUCAUGAUGCAGUUCACAUUUUCCAGGACACGAAGUGCCAGAGAGCUUUGGGCAUGCAUUGGGGCACCUGGGUGUUGACUGAGGAAGACGUUCUUGAGCCACCCAAGCUGUUGCGGGGCGCUUUGAAGAAGAAUGAUAUCCCCGAAGAUGGAGUUUUUGAUGUUUGCGACAUUGGGGAGAGUCGGGAGUUUUAG
Molecule: messenger RNA, 1242 nt
Organism: Aspergillus tanneri
Lineage: Eukaryota; Fungi; Ascomycota; Eurotiomycetes; Eurotiales; Aspergillaceae
Product: putative Zn-dependent hydrolase/oxidoreductase family protein
Exons: 4
Coding region: 1-1242 (413 amino acids)
Biological process (GO): N-acylphosphatidylethanolamine metabolic process; N-acylethanolamine metabolic process
Cellular component (GO): cytoplasm; membrane-bounded organelle
Molecular function (GO): N-acylphosphatidylethanolamine-specific phospholipase D activity
Source: RefSeq, a predicted model, not a curated record